CCGCUGCCCGGUCCCGCCCGGUCCCGCCCGCUCUCCGCGCAGGGGCGGGCGGAGGUGGCGGCCCCGCGGGCGGGAGCGCGGAGCGGCGGCCGCAGGUGGGUGCCGGGGCCGGGCGGGGACAGCCCGGGCCGCCUCUCUCCCUCCGGCUCUGGAGAGGAGCAGGAACCCGCCGGGAGAGCCGGGGGCAGCGGCGGAGCCCCGCCGAGAGCGGCCGGGACGAGGAGCGGGAGGAGCGGCAGCCGCGGGGUUCUCUGUGCGCACGAUGGGGCUGCGCCCGCACGGCCCGGGACAGGCUCCCUCCUCUCUGCGUGCCGGAGUGCAGCAUCCAGCACAUGAAUACAGAACACACCGGAAUUGAGCCGCACUGUAAAGCCAGAUCAGGUUCCAGAGGAUGCACUUGUGCAGAUGAAGAGUGAAGCGGCCAGCCCAGAGAUGAAGCACUGUGCCCUGUGACAUUUAUUUUUGCUGCUUUGACCACUGGAGGAUGGCUGCCAGACGCUGUGAAAACGGUUCUGGUCAGUACCACUGCACCCACACCAGCCAACAUCUUGAAAUCAGCUACAUGCUGGUCCUGAUUAUGCUUGGAAAAGUCUUCCUUGAUUUCUUCAUGUUGCAAAUUAAGCCAAGGUCUGUGAAAGUCAGUUUUAUGGGAUACUUCUGCGUUUCAGUGGCACUUCUCGAUUUCACACUGCUGCUGAGCAUGUGUUUCAUUUUCUGUUUGGAGGACUUUGCGCUCUGGGGCGUGCGAUUCACGGCGUACCACAUCUGCCUCUUCACCCAGAUCACCUCUCUGACCUACGGCAUUUUGCCUUACCCAGUGUAUCUGGUGGCCGCUCUGGACUAUUACACCAUCGUCGCCCACACAUCCCAGUUCCCUACAAGAGGUCGGAAGUUACUUUAUGGAUUCGCCGUGGUCGUUAUAUGGAUUUCUGGGUUUUUUUGCACUCUCCAAGUUCCCGCUGUGUCUGAAGAGCUGGAAAUGCAGAACAGCGUUUCCCCUUCCCAGUGCCCUCUCUCUGGCAGCUGGCAGAGCUCCUCGGUGUCGUGGGCCAUGGUGCUGCUGCUGGGCACGGCGCUCCUGGCUCGCUGGAAGGAGGUGACAACCAUGCUGCUGUCUGCCCGGCUCCUCUCCUUUAGCAGCCAGCCGGUGCUGAUGUUCCCCUACGCGCCUAACGCCACCACCACCGCUUGCUGUAAGUGGCAGCUCCUGAGCAGGCUCCUCCUGUGCUUCCUUGGCACUUGGGCACCGUUUGUGGUUCUCCAGGUGGUGGUCGUGCUCCUGGGCGUGCAGAUCCCAGCCUAUGUGGAGAUGAACGUGCCCUGGCUCUGCUUCAUCAACAGCUUUCUCCUGGCAGCAGCCUAUUGGUGCCGGUACCACGCUGUGGAGCUGACAGAGGAGGGGUGGUGCACAGACCCCUUUGUCAGCUGGAAAUUCUGCUUUAUGCCGUUCAACAAUGAAAGCACAAAGCCAGCUGAUAAGCCAGGCACAGUAAUUGUCAUCUGUUAAUGAGCUGCCGACUGGAAGGGCUGCAAAGAAGCAGAACUCUGACGCUGGGAGGCCAGGUCCUUACAGACAACACAAGAAAACAUCUGCAGAGCUUCCCUCCAUAGAAACAAGUCCAGUGUCCAGCAAUACUUCAGUGAAUAUUGCACUGCAAGCACUGCCAGGCCAGGGAAUUCAACUUCAAAUUACGUGUUUAAAAAAACACUGCUUUUAUAGGACAAGUUUUCAGUUAUUUUUCUGACUAGAAUUCUAUACUUCCUUAAAAUGGAAUUAUCUCAGGUUUUACAGUACAAAAUGCAAUAAAGCCUGGAAGGCUGGAGUUACAUACAGAUGCUGACCUAAGGUUUAAAUGUUUUUUGAAGUGUAUUUUGUUGUUAAAAUAUGGAUUUUUGUCAGCUUGAUGGAAGGUAAUGGUUGCUGUCUGUUUAACAAGAAAUAACUUGUUUUAGUUAAAGUUACAACUCCUAGAGGAAUAGAAAAUUUUUAUAGUGCAAAACCAGUGCAAGAUGUGCAACUUCAACAACCACAGGAGAGGUGCUGUUUUAGCACCUCUCUUUGCUGCUGUUUCUCUAAGGUACAUUAACAUAUUAACAAUUAAAUAAUUAAAGCAACAAGCAUCAAGGUUAGCUGCUAUUCAUAAAUGCAUGCCCAAGGUUAAAGAAUGUUUCAAAUUAAAAUACAGCUUAUUGUGAAGCCAAAAUUACUUUAAAAUAGUUAAAUAUGAAGUGGGACUACUUCAGCAGGGAAAGAAUCAGUCAGGCUUCUAGCAAAAAUACUCUCAAUUUUCAAAUUCUUAGAGUUUUAUAACAGACUUGAUUUGAUUUUGUAGAAGAUAAAUAAAUGAUACACAACCAAAGCAGACAAAUGAAAUUAGCAUUUAUUUCAGAAGCACUAAACUCACAAUACAAUGCUGUAUUGAAAGAGAACCUAAGUAAAUGAUGCUGUAGGUUGGUUAACUGUUCCCCAGACCCACAGGGAACAAUGAUUUCACACAAGAAUACUCAUUAAGAAAGCUCUGCAGAUAACAAAAGGUGCAAUUACAAGCAAGUUUAAGCAGCAUAGUAUAAGGUGCUUUGUUUCAGCAUUUGUAGGAUGGAUUUACCCAUUAACAGACAGAUUGAAGAAAUGUCACUUUUACAGAUCAUAAAUCAGAGAGUCUAAAAUUCAGUCACAUGCUAGUUGGUAAUAGGAAAGUGCUUCUUAAAAAAUGAUUCACUAAGUGAAGAUCAUACUUUUACAUAGCUCAUUGUGUGCUCUUCAACUGUAAAAUUUAAAUUUUGGGUAAUAAUUUAAUUUAUUAUAUAUCAAUUAUAGAGAUAGAUUUAAUUGCAGAAUUUAAUACUACAUGGGUUAAAUUUUCUUAUAAAAGAAUAUUCCAGUAUUUCACUCCAUAAGAAUA
Molecule: messenger RNA, 2903 nt
Organism: Motacilla alba alba
Lineage: Eukaryota; Metazoa; Chordata; Aves; Passeriformes; Motacillidae
Gene: GPR160
Product: G protein-coupled receptor 160
Exons: 3
Coding region: 485-1507 (340 amino acids)
Cellular component (GO): plasma membrane; signaling receptor complex
Source: RefSeq, a predicted model, not a curated record